Striga asiatica is the source of this 2581-nucleotide messenger RNA. NCBI's taxonomy places the organism in Eukaryota, Viridiplantae, Streptophyta, Magnoliopsida, Lamiales, Orobanchaceae. The record is from the annotation of a GenBank genome assembly.
AACUAAAGCAAUUCUUCUAUUGCUUUAACUUGUGUUCAAAGUUUUCUUUAUCCUUUUCAUUUCAUUACGUGUAGAUAUUUUAGUUCUCUUUCCACCUAUCAUAAUAAUUCAAUCAGUCAAAAGCAAUUAAUUUCACAAAGAAUUGGUAACAAGUAUGAUCAAAACAGCACAAUUCUUUUGAUAUUAGGCAGCAUAUGUCAUAAUCUUUCAACUAAUCUUAUUUUAAAGAAAAAAUAAGGAACAAAGACUGGCCAACCCAACAGAAAAGUCAAAGAAAAAUGAAUUUGGUGGUCAACACUCGGAUAAAUCUUCCUAGUUUUAUAAAGAACAACCAGUCUUAAUCCCAUUUUCGUACUCAACCUGAUUUUUGUCAGUCACCGGAAAUCAUGGUGGAAGACGAGUACGAGAAGAAGCCUGUCGAGUUUCGGGCAAUCGAGUCCUUGGGCCAGGGAUUCGACUUUGCCAGCGAUUUCAGGCUCAAGUUCGUCAAGCGGUGCCCUUGCGGCGGCGGCGGCGGCGGAUUGCUUCUCCUAGACCACCACCGCAAGCGAGACGUCGUCGUUCCGGGAGGCCUAACCAUUCCAGAUGUGCCUGAGUGCAUACGGGUCGACAAAGGGGAUCACAUUCGCUUCAAGUCCGAUGUGCUCAAAUUCAACCAGAUGUCGGAGCUGCUCAAUCAGAAAUCGUCCGUACAGGGAAAAGUUCCAUCGGGGUAUAUGAAUGCUAUUUUCGAUUUGAGCGGAGCCUGGUUAAAUGAUGCUGGGGAUGCCAAGUAUUUGGCUUUUGAUGGCUAUUUCAUUUCUCUUUACUCUUUGCAUCUAAACACGUCGCCUUUAGUUCUUCACGACCAUGUCAAGAAAUCUGUUCCAUCUAGAUGGGAUCCAGCCGCACUAUCCAGAUUUAUCCAAACUUAUGGAACACAUAUAGUUGUGGGAAUGGCAGUUGGAGGCCAGGAUUUGCUUUGUGUUAAACAGAAGCCAUCUUCUCCAAUUCCACCAGCUGAACUCAAAGGAUAUUUGGAAGAACUUGGAGAUUGCCUUUUCUCUGAUGCUAGUAGUCCUAUAUUGGAGAGAAUGGCAAAAGAUAACAAGAAAAAGGUUCCAGAGGUGUUUAGUCGUAUGCUACAGGCACAUACGAUGCAGUUUACCAGCAUCACAGAAACAUCAAGCAAGGAUGGACUCACCCUUAUUUGGUCAAAAAGAGGAGGUGAUGUGUUUUCACAAAGUCACUCCAGGUGGCUCCAGACCAUGGCAGCAAACCCCGAAGCUGUACUUUUUAAAUUUGUACCAAUUACCUCUCUUCUUAAUGGAAUUCCGGGGAGUGGCUACCUUAGUCAUGCCAUUAACUUAUAUCUACGAUAUAAACCCACUCUAGAAGAUUUGCCAUAUUUUCUGGAAUUUCAAGUUCCGAGUCAGUGGGCUCCUUUGUUCUGUGAGUUGCCCCUUCGACAUCAAAGGAAGAUGACCUCAUUCCCUUCUAUACAAUUUAGCUUCUUAGGUCCAAAAGUUUAUGUCAGCUCCACUCAGGUCACGAGCGAUCAAAAACCAAUCACCGGCCUCCGUCUCUACCUCGAAGGCAAGAAAAGCAACCGUCUCGCAAUACACGUGCAACAUCUCUCGAGCCACCCAAGCAUCAUCACGCCAGCAGCUACUCCCACAUCACGAAAACCCCAGUGGCGAGGCUCGGACGAUUACGACUCGUGCGAACAGUUCUUCGAACCCGUGCGCUGGAAACAGUACUCUAACGUGUGCUCAUCCGUGGUCAAAUACGAUCCCUCCUGGUUAACCUCCUCUAGUGGGGGCGUUUUCGUCGUGACAGGUGCACAGCUCAUCGUCAAAGGAAAAUGGCCGAGGAAAAUCCUUCACCUCCGACUCCUUUACACACAUUUACCCAACUGCACCAUUCGCAAGACAGAAUGGGCUUCCGUGCCAGAGUCCUCUCGAAAGUCGAGUUUUUUCACGAAUCUUAGCACGACUUUCACGUUCACAGCCCAGCGGUCAGAAGCGGACCCCACGAAAAAGCAGGCCCAAGCGGCUACUCUUAACUCGGGGGUGUACCCGGACGGCCCGCCUGUCCAGGUUCGGUCUGCGAAGCUGCUGCAGUAUGUGGACACUGCUGAGGUGGUGCGCGGGCCGUACGAUGUCCCUGGGCAUUGGCUUGUCACGGCUGCUAAGUUGGUGACGGAUGGCGGCAAGAUCGGUUUGCAUGUCAAGUUUGCUCUGUUGGAUUAUUCGCAGGAUGUGUAGGUGUAUCUAAUUUUGUGUGUAUAUAGGAAUGGGGUUUUCUAUAAAUGUGUUGUUCUUUUUUCCUUUUUUUCUAUACUAUUCUUUGUGCCGAGGCGUGGAAAGAUUUGCGGUCGCGAGGUUAAAUUCUUUGUACAUGAUCCAAAUUUCUGGGUGUCAAUUUUUAUUUGGUUACCUAGCAUUUUCGUUGCAUUGACUUAGACUUGUGAGGGGUCUGGACGGAAAAACUUCAGAAGCUCAAGUUAGUACUCGCUCGAGGAAAUUAUAUGCUUAAGUAUGUGAGUCUGCGUUGUGUAUGAAAUGGAACUUUAUAUACUAGAGAUAAUUGUUAAUUACCC